CCAACGUUUGGGAAGCGGGGUGGGAGGUUCCGCUCCCGUGCUGGGGCUGAGCGGGGAGAGCCCUUCCCUUGGGCUGGAUUUCUCUGAUUUCGGCUCAGUGUGGGGUUCUGUGGGAAUGCCCUGGCCCGCGUAGCAGUGGGGAGCAGGCGCCUGGCAGUGGGUCUGAGGGGUCCAGAGCCCCCGGGGGGGGCAGAAGAAUCGCAGGACAGCUUAGAAGGGGCCUUAAAGAUCGUCUCAUUCCAACCCCCGGGGGCUGGAGGGGGAUUUCUGAGGUCCCACUGACCCCGCUGGCGUGCUGGUUUGUGUCGGGUGGGGAGAAAGGGGGAAAGGGCAGACUUGCCCCAGUGCCCCCCACCAGAAAACGGGGGCUUUACCCAGCUCUGGAAAUCGGUAAGAUUUGCCCUGGUGCCACCGGCAUGUUCUGGCUUUCCCCCAGCUCCCGCUAGCUCCGCCUGUGACCUUGAUUUUUCUGCUCCAGAUCCUUGCUGGGUCCCCACCCCUCCCCACGAGCCCCUCCUGCGCUGCCGCCCCAGCCCCGCAGAGCAGAGCAGAGCCCGCUCCUCCGCCUGUGAGUCAGCACAGCCCUUCCGAUCAGCGGCGGCCCCUUCUCCCCUCCGGGAGGAGCUGGGAUGCGGGAAGCAGCAGCCAUUGGCGGCUCCCGGCGGCUCGGUGCCGCAGCCCUGCGCUGAGCCCCGCUUCUCCCUCGCUGCACCCACCUGUAUCCUGCUCCUGGCCGUCCUCCUCCUCUUCCUCUGCCAGCCUGGAGCUGCGCUGGACGUCCCCCGCAUCCUGAGGCGUGCUGGCAUCGCGGCCCCCCCCCCCCCGGCCUCCGGCGUCGCUCCCCCCCUGGCGAUCCCGGGGAGCCAACGGCAGCUGCCCGCCGCCGGCACGUGGCUCGCGUAGCGCCGGCCGCCACAGAAGGACCUUGUUCGCUCCUGGACCGUGCUCGGAGCGGGGCUGGGCUGGGCUCGGAUGUGCUCUGUGGCUGCCUUGUCUCAGGGCUUUAAAUAUUCAUGCUUUUGAUUUCCUCUUAGCUGCUGGCAACCGCUUGCGGAGCACAGGGGCCAGAGCGAGCCGGCGGGGGCGGAGGGGCAGCGGUUUGGGAUUCAUCUGCGGGGCAGAGGGGGCUGCGCUGAGCCCUUGCUGAAGACAAUGGGAUUCAUUGCCGGUCCGGUUCGGGAGCAGCGUGGGGCAGCGGGGCUCGAGGACCUCCCGGCCGGGCACCGAGCGCACUGAGAGCCCCCGCACCGGCUGCUCCACGCAGCCCCAGGGUGUAGCCGCAGCCUCGCUUCCUCCCCGCUGCAUUGGGAGCAGGGGUCGUUCUCCAUCUGGCCGGAUCCCUGACGGAUCGCUGACGCUGGUUGCUAUCGAUCGGCUGGGACGGCGUGGAGCUGGGCAGCCCCUGCUGCGUGCCGGCCCGAGCGUGCCGGAGCCGGGGCCGGAUCUCUUCGUGAGCCAUGCGGGGCUGGCGAGUGCCUGGCACUGAGCUCGGCCGAGGCCGGCGCGUGGGGGAGGAUUCCCGGAGGCUGUAGGCGCUCAGACGCUCCAUGGGGUUUCUGUGAGGGGUGGGCAUGUGCCAGCCCUUCUCGCCUCUCUCCAGAAUGGAUCUCCUGCAGAAGAGCAAAUACAGCCACCUGCGGAACGAGUCUGUCUCCUCCCUGGAGGAGGCGGUGGGAGCCUUGGGGACCCCGGCGUCCCCGGUGGAGUCCCUCGCAGGCACACUCUCUCUGCCUGGCUCCCUGUCGUCCUCCUCCCUCAGCCCCAUGCUGCCUCUCGGGGAGCUCUCGUCAGAAUCGGAGGACAGCCCCACCACCCUCUGCUCCUUCUUCCCCAAAAUGGCCAACCUGAAGCUCUCCAACCCUGCCAACCUGCUCAGCCUGCGGGGCUCCUCUGCUGGCAGCCUCAAGGAGGCCGGGAGCCCGGGGCAGCCUGUCAUGACCGGGACGCUUGCACCGGCGCCUGAAGGAGCUGCCAACCCCGACUCAGCGGGACCUGUCACUGUCUGUUCCCAGGAUAUGAACAAGCUGACCUGUGGGAAGAAGACGCGGGUGGAAGGCGGCCAGCUGGGCGGUGAUGAAUGGACCCGCCACGGCAGCUUCGUCAAUAAGCCCACGCGCGGCUGGCUGCACCCGGAUGACAAGGUCAUGGGUCCUGGGGUCUCCUACCACGUCAGGUACAUGGGCUGUGUAGAAGUCCUUCAGUCCAUGAGGGCUUUGGAUUUCAACACGAGGACUCAGGUCACCAGGGAGGCCAUUGGCCUGGUGUGUGAGGCCGUGCCCGGUGCCAAGGGAGCCGUGAGGAGGAGGAAGCCCUGCGGCCGCUCCCUGAACUCCAUCCUGGGCAAAAGCAACCUGAAGUUCGCCGGCAUGCCCAUCACCCUGACCAUCUCCACCAGCAGCCUCAACCUCAUGGCCUCUGACUGCAAGCAGAUCAUUGCCAACCAUCACAUGCAGUCCAUCUCCUUCGCUUCUGGGGGCGACCCGGACACAGCUGAGUACGUUGCCUACGUUGCCAAAGACCCCGUCAACCAGAGAGCCUGCCAUAUCCUGGAGUGCCCUGAGGGCUUGGCCCAGGAUGUGAUCAGCACAAUCGGGCAGGCCUUCGAGCUGCGCUUCAAGCAGUACCUGAAGAACCCCCCGAAGCUGGUGACACCCCACGACAGGAUGGCGGGGUUUGAUGGCUCGGCCUGGGAUGAGGAAGAGGAGGAGCCUGCCCCAGAUCACCAGUACUACAAUGACUUCCCCGGCAAGGAGCCUCCUAUCGGGGGGGUCGUGGACAUGCGGCUGCGGGACGGGGCUGCGCAGACCCCCAAUCACCUGGGGGCCACGCUGCCUGUUGGCCAGACGUCUGGUGGGGAAUUUGACCCCCGGAAGCAGCACGGUCCCCCCCAAGCAGGGAGAGAGAAAUACCCAGCUGCAGCAGGCGCGUCCAGCCGCACGGACCUGUUUGAUGACCCAUCUUACGUGAACGUGCAGAACGUGGACAAGGCACGCCAAGCAGCAGCUGCAGGCAGCCCUGCAACAGCCAACGGCAGUGCCCAGCGAGACCUCUUCGACAUGAAGCCAUUUGAAGAUGCCCUCCGUGCCCCCCCGUCUGUGCCCGUGACCCUGCCUCCUGCCCAGGUGGUGGCUUCCAUGGAGGAGCAGCUGAGACGGGAGCCCUGGUACCACGGGAAGAUGAACCGCAAGGAGGCUGAGAAGCUGCUGAAGGUGAACGGGGAUUUCCUGGUGCGGGAGAGCACCACCACCCCCGGGCAGUACGUGCUGACCGGCCUGCAGGGUGGGCAGCCCAAGCAUCUGCUGCUCGUCGACCCCGAAGGAGUGGUCCGGACAAAAGAUCACCGUUUUGAGAGCGUCAGCCACCUCAUCAGCUACCACAUGGACAAUCACCUGCCCAUCAUCUCAGCUGGCAGCGAGAUGUGCCUGCAGCAGCCGGUGGAGAGGAGACUGUGAGCUCCUGGGGGCCUCGGUGCGCGCCCCCCCCCAGCCCUGCUUCCCACCCUGGGGAGCACUUGGACUCAGCCGGGGCUGAGCGUGGACUGCCUUGGGGACGGGCCUGUCCCUCCUGCCACCACGCAGAGCUGGCGGCCGCGGGGUGCGGGCAGCGUGGUGUGAGCUGCCUGCGGGGCCAGGGGCUGGUGGUGCCAAAGCCCCCUCCUCUCCUCCCAGCUCCAGCCUUCGCACAGCUGCUCUGCUCGUACCAAAUCUCGGCCCCAUACGGUGUCACCGCAGGGCCAUGAGCCCGGGGCCGGGUCCUGCUCCAGCCCGGUUGGAACUGAGGGUGGCCGGGCCUCGUCCCGUGAGCAGCACCAGCCCCAGGGGGGGCUCACCCAGGGCUGGGCCCUGCGCUCUGCUCCCCAAGCACAAGGCCCGGCCGGCCGCGCACCGAAUGUACCCGAUCACUUUAUGUGUAACUGUGCCUUGACCCCGCAGGUCCCACACAUAUAUGCAAUGCAGCCGGGCUGGGGGCGAGGGCUGACAGCUCCCCCGUGCCCCCCGGGCCCUGCCAAGCCCCCUCUCGGGCACCUCCCUCGCUGCCGGAGCUGGCCGGGCCCCACUGCAUGCACCUCGACCCCCCGAAGCCAAAGCGCAGCCCUGUCCCGGCCCUGCUAUAACCAAAGGAUCCGGCGGUUCGUAUUAAAGUUGGUAUUUCUUUA
Messenger RNA from Numida meleagris (helmeted guineafowl), 4156 nucleotides. It is a transcript of the gene SHC1, whose product is annotated as SHC adaptor protein 1. The transcript has 12 exons. Gene Ontology annotation, molecular function: receptor tyrosine kinase binding. Gene Ontology annotation, cellular component: plasma membrane. NCBI's taxonomy places the organism in Eukaryota, Metazoa, Chordata, Aves, Galliformes, Numididae. Bases 1572 to 3452 code for a protein of 626 amino acids. The record is from RefSeq and is a predicted model, not a curated record. Gene Ontology annotation, biological process: intracellular signal transduction; cell surface receptor protein tyrosine kinase signaling pathway.